AUGGAGCCGAGCUUCUGGCGCUCGCCAGCUCGACCUUGCCUCGGACGCCGUUGGACUGUUCCGCCAGUGGUGCCAGAGGUGUGGAGCAGCGGUGGAAGCAGCAGUAGCAGCUCCUAUGUCGCCGGCAAAGUGCGUGCGAAGACCAGCACGCCGUGGCUGCGUCUCGGAGUAGGUACGGGCCUCGCGCUUGCGGCGGCGAAAUCACGCGCCCCUGUGCAAACGAGACCGGAUCCCAACUUGCAGGGCCUGUCGAUGCUGAACCAGGACUUUGGGCAGGAUGACACAGAUAUCAGCAACGCCUCAGAGAGAAGAAGGGAUGACGAUGAUGAUGAGUCUUGGGCCUUCUGGGAGGAGCAGCUCCAUCCGACCCCGGGGCCGAAAAAUUUGCCUCGGGACAAAGAGCCCGAGCCCUUGCCAUCGCCUCUUCCUUCCAUGCAGCCUCCGGCGCCGGGGGACGGGGAUGACAUCGGAGAUGACAUCGAGGAUCAGGCGGCCAGUUUUGAGAAGGCCUAUCGGCCCGCAGAGCCCACCAUCAUGGGCUCAGAUGGCCGCCCCUUGAAGGUUCCAUUCUAUUCCACCUUCGAGGAGGCCAUCAAGGAGCUUGCGUAUCCGCCAUUUCUUCAGGCCGCGCUGGCCCGGCGUGGCUUCUACUACUUAACGCCGGUGCAACAGUGCUCCUUACCCCUGAUGAGAGGCCGGCACGAUUUUCUUGCGUCAGCCUUCACUGGCUCGGGCAAGACAGCAGCAUAUCUACUUCCCAUCCUCAAGACGUUGCACGAGGUGUCCAGACUUAUUCCAGGCACCAGUGUCGCCAGCCACUACAAGACGAAGGACAACAGCCGAAGUGUCAAACCGGGCCUAGGCAUCGUCAGGGGAAUCAAGAACGGCCAGGCGGCUCUGGAGUUCGAAGCGGCAGCGGGCAAGAUCCAUCGACAGCUGGUGCCUGUCGACUGGGUUGUGGGAGCGCCUGACCCACCACCGAAGAGGAGAUGGCAAGGCCCGGCAGUUCCGAAGGCUCUGAUCUUGGUGCCAACGAGGGAGCUCAGCGAGCAGGUGCACAAUGAAGCCAAAGAGUUUCUACACUACUCGCCUUUGCGAAGUGCGGCCAUCUACGGCGACAGCAACCUGCGAUCACAGUUCCGUGAUCUGGCCCAUGGGGCAGACGUUUUGGUGGCGACACCGGGGCGCUUGAUUGACGCUCUGCACAAGGGCAUGAUUCGUUUGGAUGAGGUCCGCUUUCUGGUCCUUGACGAGGUAGACAGGAUGAUGGAGCUAGGAUUUGGAAGUCAGCUCGAGGAGAUCGUCACUCAGGGUGCAAUGCCUGGUAGACUUGGCGGUCGCCAAACGAGCUUCUGGUCCGCCACCAUCCCCCUCUCCGUGCGAGAGCUGGCAGAAGCCUUCGUGGGAACACAGUGUGUUUGGGUAGACUGCACGGGCGGACAAACUAAUCCAGUGCCGACAACCAUAUCUCACGUGUUCAUCGACGCCCGCCCUCCGCAUCGCGCUCUUCGAGAGUUUCAGCCUGGAGACUCCGUGAUCACAAAGGGUGGAAGGCGCGGUGUCGCAGAGUUUCGGGUUGGGCGUCGAUGGCGAGUGCAGUUCGAUGAUGGUGAUCUCGUCCAGCACAAGAUGCUUUUGAAGGGACGACUGCAUCAUACAAGCCUACGCACAGACUCCAGCGUGCGAUGCAAGCAGGAGAUGCUGCGAUCGGUCCUCGAAUCGCGUGAAUUCGAGGAGGCGACGAUUAUCAUUUUCUGUCGGAGACGUGACACGGUCAUGGAGGUGUACCAUUACCUGAAGGAGCACUUCGAGGGAGUGGUGACGUGCCAUGGAGGUAUGACGCAGUCUUUCCGCAGCAAGUCCAUCAAGGCGAUGAAAGAGGGCAAUGCUGACAUCUUGGUCGCCACAGACAUUGCAGCGCGUGGUUUGGACGUGCAAAGCGUGACCCAUGUCAUCAACUACGAGCUACCUCUGGUCUUGGAUGAAUUCGUUCAUCGCAUUGGCCGCACAGGGAGAAUUGGCCGCAAGGGCACUGCUGUUACGUUCGUCACCGGCCGCGAGAAAAUAUUCGGAGCUAUGCGCCGUAUGGUGCUGUCUCAAGGGCACUCCGUACCUGAUUGGUUCAACUUUCAGGGCCUGCAGCUUGCGUGGAGACCGAGGAGCUACAAGAUGCCUUUCACGAAAGUCCGGAAGGGCAUUCCUCAGGAUGCGCCGCCGGAGGUGCGAGAUGCAUACAUGGAGAAAAACCGCGACAUGCAGCGCAGGACGAAGUCCAAGCUCAUGACCCGAAUGGCCGAGUUGGAAGGUGCGCCAGUGGAUCCGAGGGAGCUGAACCGAAGGUCCGUGGUGAUUGUCGAUGCUGCGGAAGAGGCGCAGGAUGAGUCGGACAUGAAGUUCGACUUCGACGGAACUGAGGUUGUUAUGGAAGCUAUGGAACCUAUGGAAGGGAUGUGA
Messenger RNA from Symbiodinium natans, 2454 nucleotides. Lineage: Eukaryota; Dinophyceae; Suessiales; Symbiodiniaceae. The record is from the annotation of a GenBank genome assembly.